This is a messenger RNA of Mollisia scopiformis, 4993 nucleotides long. RefSeq names its product RNB-domain-containing protein. Gene Ontology annotation, molecular function: RNA binding; 3'-5'-RNA exonuclease activity. NCBI's taxonomy places the organism in Eukaryota, Fungi, Ascomycota, Leotiomycetes, Helotiales, Mollisiaceae. The record is from RefSeq and is a predicted model, not a curated record. Gene Ontology annotation, cellular component: exosome (RNase complex); P-body. The transcript has 5 exons. The coding region runs from base 378 to 4616 and encodes 1412 amino acids. Gene Ontology annotation, biological process: mRNA catabolic process.
CAACUUCCUUCAAAAUACGAGAAACCCAAAGUAACUCUCUACACGUGAUCUUGCCCGAGCGGCAGCUGCGAAGGGGAACUAAACCCCAAACAGAAAGCACUGCCAAGCCGCGCAGCCCCAGCAUCGACGCAAAGCAACGCAACCUUCCCAGACGGCUCCAAACCAAACUUGUUCAUCGAACACUUCGACCUCUUCACUCUCCGUCUCUCUCUUCCAUCCCUCUCCCUCACCACAUCCUCGAAUCCUCGAGAACAACCGCUCCUUCACCCUCCCUCUUCGUAUCCUCUCCUUUGCCCUCAUUUGAUCAUUCACCCACAAUCAUUUGGAUUGCACACAAACACUCCCGAUUCAAUCGCACUCGACGUGCACGUUCCGCCAUGGAGCAUCAACCAAAUCAACCACCACAAGGUGGUGUACCAGGCCCUACCGGCCGCAGACUCCAUAUUGCCCAUCGCAGAAGUCCAUCAGAGCUGACGCCUCUGAUGCACAUGUUCACAUCUCCCGGAAGUAAGUUUCCAGAGCAUCAAGUGGAACAACUUGCGAUACAACAACAAAUCGAACUGCUCCAAGCACAGCAACAGCAGAUCCAAGCUACACACCAGCAAUAUGUGAACAUGGGCAUGAUCCCGCCGUCCCAACAUUUGGCUCCGGGUGGUGGCUACAAUCCUCUUCAGCAACAAGUGCAAAACCUGUCUCCGCAGACUGCAUUCCAGUUUCCUAAUCAGAUGCCACAACAGCAACAGCAGCAGAUGAAUGCACCCAUGGGCGCACCCACACAACCCUUAUCACAUCGUCGUAAUCAAUCGGCACUUCCCAAUAUGGGCAUGGGACCACCUCCUGCUCCAUCCUCCGGCGCCUCUGCGUCUGGUUUUGGUGACUUUGGAGGACACAAUAGAGACAAUGCUGGUGGUAGAGGCGGUCGUGGUGGAGGCCCUCCAGGUAGUGGACAUCAACGUCGUCAUUCUCUUGCAUUGCCCGAAGCCAAGAAGGCUGCAGAGCUGGCCCAGCAGAAGCGAACAACAUCAGGAUUUCAAUUCCCAAUUCCAGGUGCAGCCGGCGCUACCCCAACGGAACGUACAGAGAGUCCUUCUGGCGAGGAGAACAAUUCCCAACCACAAGCUCAAACUCAAGGGCAAAGCACUGGUAAUCAUGCUGGCACAGGAGCUAGUCUUCGCGGCAGAGGCAGCGGACACGGCCGGAGUCAAAGCAUGGCUGUUGGCGCCAAUGGACGAGGUGGUUCAGCUAUACGUGGUGGCGGAUCUUUUCAAUUUCCCCCAAUGCAAGCAACCGCUGAUGCCGGUGCUGCUGGUACUGCUGGCGGACAAAAUGACUUCCAAAGACGUGGUAGCUCUACUGGUCAUAACAGACAAUCCUCGCGAAACUUCGAAGGCAACUGGAGAAACCAACCUCCUCAAGGUCAAGCACCGCCGCAGGACCAACAGGGUGCCAUGGGCAACUUUCAAGGUCAGCAACAACAAGGUGGCUUCCAACCUGGUCAUCGCAAUCGUGGAUCCAUGAAUCAGUCGAUCAACAAUAUCGGCUCGUUUCAAUACGGAGGACAACCGCAAUUGGUUCAAUUGCCACAAGGUCAAAUGGCUCUUGUUCAACAGCCUAUGUAUCCUGGCCAGACAUUGAACCCCUUACAGAUGAACCAACUUCAAGCCCUGCAAGCUGCACAAAUGAAUGGUCAUGUUGGUCUUGGAGGCAGUCAACACGCACCACAAUUGUCUGCUCAGCAACAGCAGCAACAACGGAAGACUCUCUUCACACCAUAUCUUCCACAAGCCACCUUGCCUGCUCUUCUUGGAGACGGACAAUUGGUCUCUGGUAUUCUUCGUGUCAACAAGAAGAAUCGAAGUGACGCAUAUGUCUCCACCCAAGAUGGACUUUUGGAUGCGGAUAUCUUCAUCUGUGGUAGCAAGGAUCGCAACAGAGCUCUGGAAGGAGACCUCGUUGCUGUUGAAUUGCUCGACGUUGAUGAGGUGUGGGGUCAGAAGCGAGAGAAGGAAGAAAAGAAGAAGCGCAAAGAUAUCACCGACACCAGAACUGGUGGUUCUAGUAAUGGCAAUGCUGACAGAUCCCACCGCGACAAUUCUACAAAUGGUGAUCAAGAAUCUGGUACUGGUGAAGGUGGGAUCAGAAGACGUGGUAGUUUGAGACAACGACCUACCCAGAAGAAGAACGACGAUGUUGAAGUCGAAGGACAGAGCCUUCUUCUUGUUGAAGAAGAGGAAGUCAAUGACGAGCAAAAGCCAUUGUAUGCCGGACACAUUGUUGCUGUCAUUGAACGUGUCGCGGGUCAGAUGUUCUCAGGUACAUUGGGUCUUCUUCGUCCUAGCAGUCAGGCUACCAAGGAGAAGCAAGAGGCCGAGCGUCAAGCUAGGGACGGUAACUCUGGACGUCACCAAGAGCAAAGACAGCAAGAUAAGCCGAAGAUUGUCUGGUUUAAGCCUACUGACAAGCGCGUGCCGCUCAUUGCAAUCCCUACCGAGCAAGCCCCGCGUGAUUUUGUUGAGAAGCAUCAAGAUUACGCUGACCGAAUCUUCGUUGCUUGCAUCAAGAGAUGGCCAAUCACCUCUUUACAUCCUUUUGGUACACUCGUGGAACAACUGGGUAAGAUGGGUGAGCUGAAGGUUGAAACCGAUGCUCUUCUUCGCGACAACAAUUUUGCUUCCGACGAAUUCUCUGAUGCAGUCACUCGAAGUGUUGGAUUUGACGAAUGGACUUUUGAGAAGGAAGAAGAGGCUACAAUCGCUGCUCGCCGUGAUUACCGAAACGAAAAGGCAUUCACUAUUGAUCCCAAUGGUGCAAAUGAGCUGGACGACGCCAUCCAUGUCAAGACCGAGGUUGAUGGCAAGAUUGAGAUUGGUAUUCACAUUGCUGAUGUCGCUCAUUUCAUCAAGGCCAACUCACUUGUUGACCGCGAAGCGAAGAAGAGGGGUACUGCCGUGUAUCUUAUGAAUCGAUCUUGCGCUAUGCUUCCACCAAAACUUGCCUCUGAAAUCUGCUCUCUGGUUCCUGGCAAGGACAGAUUUACCGUCAGUGUUGUGUUCAAGGUCAACGCUCACACUGGCAUGGUCGAUGACGAGGAUACUUGGAUCGGAAAGAGUAUCAUUAAGAGUUCUGGAAAGUUGACCUACAAGGAGGUUGAUGCAGUUCUCUCUGGUCACCUUGAUACUAAGCUCGAUGGAGCCGACGUCAAAGAAAUUCAGAUUCUACAUGCUGUUGCUCAGAAAUGGCGUGAACGCCGUCUCGGUACCGAGAGCGAAACCAUUGCUCCUCUCAGACUCUUCUACCAACUGGAUGAUGAAAAUGUUCCGGUUGAACAGAACAUCUUUGACUCUACUCCAUCACACGAGUUGAUUGAAGAAUUGAUGCACAAGGCAAACACCUAUGUUGCACAAAAGAUCUCCCAAGGUCUGCCUGAAAAGGCUCUCCUCCGCCGACAAGGACCACCGAACCCUCGCCGCCUCCAAACUUUUGCCGAUCGCAUGGGCAAGAUUGGAUACGAGAUUGACACCACAAGCAGUGGAACUCUGCAAAAUAGUCUCUUUAAGGUCGAAGAUCCUGAGAUCCGCAAGGGCAUGGAAACUCUCUUGGUCAAGGCAAUGCACCGUGCCAAGUAUUACAUUGCUGGAAAGACACCUCAGCAACUUUGGCCUCAUUAUGCUCUAAACACUCCUUUGUACACUCACUUCACAAAUCCAUCCAGACGAUAUGCCGAUCUGGUUGUACAUCGUCAACUUGAAUUUGUCCUCUCUGAAGGCAAAAUCGAGUACAACGAGGACAUCGAGACUCUGGUCAAGACUACCGAAUCAUGCAACACCAAGAAGGAUUCGUCUCAGAACGCUCAAGAGCAAAGCGUGCACAUCGAGUCUUGCCGAAUCAUGGACCGAAAGCGUGAGGAAGUCGGUGGCGAGCUAAUUAGCGAAGGUAUCGUUCUUUGCGUCUAUGAUUCUGCAUUCGACGUUCUCAUUCCAGAGUAUGGCUUUGAGAAGAGAGUUCAUUGUGAUCAACUGCCUUUGAAGAAGGCCGAGUUCCGCAAGAACGAGCGCAUUCUGGAGCUGUACUGGGAGAAAGGUGUACCAUCUUCUGCCUACGUUCCAGAAGACGAGCGUCCCAAGGCUGGUGCAUCUCAACGUACCACGAAUGCCGCCGCUGCUGCUAAGCAAGCUGCUGUUGCUGAACGAGCCAAGAAGGAGCACGAGGAAGCUCAACGCAAGCAGAUGGAGACUGGUACAAUGUCAACCGAUGACGUUGAUGCUCUGUUCGAUGAUGAGGAUGAUGCUUCCGAUAUCGCUGAUAGCCUUGCUGGUGUUUCACUCGCCGAACGACCAACUCAAAGCGUUCCACCUUCGCCAACCAAGAAUUCUUUGACAGCUUCCGGCAAUCUCCAUCGCACUCGAUCCGAUUCAAAGGUUCCUACUGGUGAGCCAGUUGAGGCCAAGUUGAGCGCAAAGGAGAAGUAUCUAAAGUUCUUCACCCUCCGUGAAGAGAACGGCGAGUACAUUCAAGACGUCAAAGAAAUGACUCGAGUGCCAGUGAUUUUGAAGACGGAUCUCACUAAGAGUCCUCCGUGUCUCACCAUUCGCUCGCUCAACCCAUACGCGCUAUGAUCCGUCUAUCGAAUUAUUACUUACGAAGAUACUAUGGAUUUUGGGAGGUGGUAUCGUGUCGUGCAAAUUCCUGCUUUACUUGGUGGGAACAGGUACGAGAACAUACUCAGAGGUCUGGGACAGCUUCUGCGUACACAUGUAAAGUGUCUCAUGCUCUGGCUCAUGGUCCAAGAUGGAUCUGAGUCGAAGAAUAAUUUUCAUUGUGAGAUUGUCACCGAGAAGGCCAGCAGUUGGGGGGGAUGGAAAUGGCUGCAAAUGGUAGACGUGGUGGAUGGGAUGGAGUGGGAGUCGCAAAAGUCGAGCCAACACAGAUAUAUCAAUGGCUGCUCAAUGUAUUUCCUUUGCUUUAGCGUUUGCAUCUAUAGUUCUGAAGCGCA